ACCAAACAACUCACAGAAUCACAGGAUGUGCCUUCUUUUUCCCCAUCAUUCCAUAUAUGAUGAAGAGGUUGGAAGACUAUUCCUCCUUCGAAUCCGUCAAUCAAUGCCUACAUUAAUGCCCGUUGCCUUGGAAGGACUCGUCAUUGACAAGCCACCACACACUCAGCCACAGGCACCACCAAGAACCACUUGAUAAAUAUUUGCUAAAUAUUGCCAUGUUGCUUCCUUGCAUGGAUUUUGGGAAGUAUUCUAUUUGGUUGUGCUCAUUUUGUCUGGCCUUAUAAUCUUAUAAUUGGCAUUGUUGUGUUGGUUUCGGAGAACCUUAGCUUGCUCCGAUGGGCGAUGCAUCCUAUGUUUCAGCUUUGUUGCUUCCGAUAAUGGUUUGAUGGGAGAUAUGGGUUGGGGUUGUAGAUUUUUCUGGACUGUGUGUGGCUUAUCGGUGGAAGUGAUUCUUUAGAUUUCUUGGGGUUAUAUAAAUGUAAAUGCGAGAUUGAUUUUGUGUUUGAGGUUUGUUGUUAGUGAGAAGGAGCUGUUGGAGAGUUUGUUGGGGUGAUGGAGAAGCUAUUGUUUGAUUCGAAGUUGGGGGUGGUGUUCUUAGGGACGACAUGCUCAAAACCGCCGAUCGGUCAGAGGAGCGGCCGAAGAUUCUCGCGACAAGUGUGUUCCUGUCGAGAGAUAGGCUUCCGGAUGAAGGUUUCCUAUUCAAUUUCUAGAUCAUCAAGUGAAGAUAUUGACUCCACAGCCCGUGGAAAAUUUUUAAAAAGCGAUUCUUCGAUUAUAAAUGGAUCCGAGGUCGCAGCUUGUUUGUGGCCACCUGCCAGAGGGAAUUAUAUACUUGAUGCUUAUGAAGAUGAGUAUGGAGGAAUCAUCAUCAAAUCAGAGAGCUUGCCUUGGAAUGCAAAUGACUUUGCUUCUUCCCUGCGAGCAUCUCUUUCCCAGUGGAAAGUUGAGGGAAAGAAAGGGGUAUGGCUAAAGUUGCCACUUGAUCACUCUGAGUUUGUCCCUAUUGCAGUUAAGGAAGGAUUCAAGUACCACCAUGCAGAGCCAAAGCAUGUAAUGCUAACAUAUUGGAUUCCUGAAGGACCAUGCCUGCUUCCUGCCAAUGCAUCACAUCAAGUUGGGGUGGGGGGUUUUGUAAUGAAUGAUAAAAAUGAGGUGCUUGUGGUGCAAGAGAAGUAUUGUGCUUCAACAUUUGCAGGUCUCUGGAAAUUACCCACAGGAUUCAUUCUUGAGUCUGAGGAGAUCUUUUCUGGAGCUGUAAGAGAGGUCAAGGAGGAAACUGGAAUUGAUACAGAAUUUGUGGAAGUGAUAGCUUUUAGGCAUGCACACCAUGUGGCAUUUGGAAAAUCAGACCUCUUUUUCAUCUGCAUGCUGAGACCUUUGUCAAGUCAGAUUAAGAUAGAUGAGCUGGAAGUACAAGCAGCUAAGUGGAUGCCUCUCUCUGAAUUUGUGGAGCAACCAAGCAUUCAAGAUGACAACAUGUUCAAGAAAAUCAUCGACAUUUGCAUCGCACGGCUUGGUAAGCGUUAUUGUGGAUUAGCUUCUCACCAGAUGAUCUCAAAAUUUGACGGGAGAUCAUCUUCAUUGUACUAUAAUGUGGUGGAGCCUCAGGAUUUCAAUUGCCAGGGAACUUGAAAGGCAUGAAUUUUCGACUUUGUUGAUGCUAGUUUGCUCUAACUUGUACCCAUGUAUGGAGUAAGCUGGGCCGAAGCCGACCAAAUCAAAAUCCCGUAGCUCUUUGCCUGACUAGUAGCAUUGGUGUUCAACCCCAGAAGUAGUGCAAUUUGGGGUCUCUGUGUACAUACGUAUAUGAAUGAUAUAAUAAAAUAAACUCUUCUACUCAA
Messenger RNA from Elaeis guineensis (African oil palm), 1844 nucleotides. RefSeq lists its product as uncharacterized. Lineage: Eukaryota; Viridiplantae; Streptophyta; Magnoliopsida; Arecales; Arecaceae. The record is from RefSeq and is a predicted model, not a curated record. Gene Ontology annotation, molecular function: peptidase activity; NADH pyrophosphatase activity; ADP-ribose diphosphatase activity.